Dioscorea cayenensis subsp. rotundata (Guinea yam) is the source of this 2915-nucleotide messenger RNA. RefSeq lists its product as uncharacterized. Gene Ontology annotation, molecular function: alpha-L-arabinofuranosidase activity. The transcript is spliced from 13 exons. Gene Ontology annotation, biological process: L-arabinose metabolic process. Bases 206 to 2791 code for a protein of 861 amino acids. NCBI's taxonomy places the organism in Eukaryota, Viridiplantae, Streptophyta, Magnoliopsida, Dioscoreales, Dioscoreaceae. The record is from RefSeq and is a predicted model, not a curated record.
AGAAAGCGCCGAGGCAUCCGUGAUCUCAUUUUGUCGCUUCUUGUUGUAUUCCGCUACCCCAAAUAUCCCACCAUUUUUGGGUGUUUUCCUUUUUCUCUUGCGUUCACGGGACGCCCUAGUUGGUAUCUUUUCCUUUCACUACUUGGAGGGUGCCUCAUCCAUUUGCUGUUGAGAAAUUUGGUUCACUCGAGUGCUUUUUUUCGAAAUGCUGGAAAUGAUUCUCAGGCUGUUGUUUGGUUUGCUGUUCUUGCUUUCUGUGCUCUCGGGCCUUGUGCAUGGAAAAGAAUGCACCAAUGGGUUACCUGAGCUCGCCUCACACAGUCUCCGCUAUCGGUUGGGCAUCUCCAAGGAUGAGGUUUGGAAAGCAGACAUGCUUUCGCAUUACCAUUUGACACCGUCUGAUGAUUCUGCUUGGAUGGGGUUACUCCCGAGGAGGCUUCUGCCUGGUGAAGAAGUUCAGAAAGAGGAGUUUGAUUGGGCCAUGCUCUACAGGAAAAUCAAGAAUCCAGAUGGAGUCAAUGUUAGACCGGAAGGAGAGAACUUUCUGAAUGAGAUUUCGCUGCAUGAUGUUCGGUUGGAUCCUGAUUCAAUUCAUGGACAUGCGCAACAAACCAAUCUGGAGUACUUGUUGAUGUUGGAUACUGAUAAUCUUCUUUGGAGCUUCCGGAAACAGGCUGGUUUGCCAACUCCAGGCAAACCAUACGGUGGGUGGGAGGCGCCAGAUGUGGAACUCAGGGGCCAUUUUGUGGGGCAUUUUCUGAGUGCAUCUGCUAUGAUGUGGGCUAGCACCCAUAAUGACACACUCUAUCAGAGGAUGACAUCAGUGGUUGAUGCACUUAAUUCCUGUCAGAAGAAAAUUGGCACAGGAUAUCUUUCAGCGUUUCCAACUGAACUUUUUGAUCGUGUGGAAGCUUUGGUUUAUGCAUGGGCACCAUAUUACACCAUCCACAAGAUCAUGGCAGGCCUUCUGGAUCAGUAUACUUUUGCUGGUAAUUCCAAAGCAUUACCAAUGGCAGUUUGGAUGGCUGACUACUUUGCGAAUCGAGUGAAAAAUGUCAUAUUAAAGUACAGUAUUGAAAGACACUGGAGGCUUCUCAAUGAGGAAACUGGUGGCAUGAAUGAUGUUCUUUAUAGGCUAUACUCCAUUACGGGUGAUCAGAAGCACUUGAUAUUGGCCCACCUUUUUGACAAGCCGUGCUUUCUUGGAAUGCUUGCAGUGAAGGCUGACAGUCUCUCUGGUUUCCACACUAAUACUCAUGUUCCAGUUGUUAUUGGAGCACAGCAUCGAUAUGAGAUCACUGGGGAUUUGCUUUACAGAGAAAUAGGAACACUCUUUUUGGAUGUCGUCAAUUCCUCCCACACCUAUGCAACAGGUGGAACAUCUGUUAGUGAAUUCUGGUCAGACCCAAAACGCUUAGCUGAUACCUUAACCACUGAGACUGAGGAAUCCUGUGUCACACACAAUAUGCUGAAGGUCUCUCGUAACUUAUUCAGAUGGACCAAAGAAAUAGCAUAUGCUGAUUACUAUGAGAGAGCCCUCACUAAUGGUGUCUUAAGCAUUCAGAGGGGGAGGGAGCCUGGAGUCAUGCUUUAUUUACUUUCAUUAGAACCAGGGAAGUCGAAAAAAGACAAUUCUCAUGGGUGGGGAACUCAGUUUGAAUCCUUUUGGUGCUGUUAUGGCACAGCAAUUGAAUCAUUUUCAAAAUUGGGAGAUUCCAUCUACUUUGAGGAAAAGGGUGACACGCCUGGACUUUACAUCAUUCAGUAUAUUGCAAAUUCUUUUAAUUGGAAAUCUGGAGGAGUCACACUCCAUCAGAAAAUAGAAUCUGUUAGUUCUAUGGAUGCUGCGCUUCAAGUCUCAUUGGCCAUUUCCUCAAAUGAGUCCUCAAAUCAGCCCUCAACUUUGCACCUGCGGAUACCAAGAUGGACAUCUGUAGAUGGUGCAAAAGCAACAUUAAAUGAUCAAGAUUUGUCUUUACCAGCUCCAGGUAAUUUCUUGUCUGUUACGAGACAAUGGACUUCAAACGACAACUUGACACUUCAGUUCCCAAUUGGCGUAUGGACAGAGGCCAUAAAAGAUGAUCGCCCUGAGUACGCAUCAGUCCAGGCUAUACUCUUUGGUCCAUACCUUCUUGCAGGUCUGACCGAUGGUGAUUGGAACCUUGGCACCGGGAAAGCCAUGUCCGAUUGGAUAACUCCGAUUCCAGCAUCUUACUCAUCUCAGUUGACGACCCUCUCUCAAGAAUUGAGUCGCAAGACCUUCGUCCUCUCCAACUCAAACAAAUCUCUCACCAUGAAGGAUUGGCCUUAUGAUGGAACCAAUGAUGCCGUUCAUGCAACAUUCAGGCUUAUUCCUGAUUCAAAAACCUCUAAGGACAACGCCACUAGACCGCAGUAUGUGAUGCUCGAGCCAUUUGAUCUUCCGGGGAUGGUGGUGGUGGAGCAAGGACCCAAUAACGAGCUCUCUGUCGAUUCACCUACCAACAGCUCAAAUUCAGUGUUCCAGAUGGUGGCAGGAUUAGACGGGAAACCAAAUACGGUAUCUUUCGAAUCAGUAAAACAUCCGCGGUGUUUCAUUUCUGCAGGAGACACUGUUAAGCUCCUCUGUCAACAAGGGAACAUCAGGAGGGGAAUGGCUUUACAACAAUCAACAAGCUUUGUGAUGAACGAGGGCUUAAAACAGUACCAUCCAAUUAGUUUCAUUGCUGCAGGUGCGGCGAGGAAUUUCGUACUGGAGCCAUUACUGAGCUUGAAGGAUGAAACUUACUCCGUUUAUUUCAACAUUAAUUGAAUUUUUAUCAUCAAAAGAGGUAGCUAAUAAUUUGAUUAAAUAUGAUUACAUUUGCAUAUAGUUGGAACCUUAGUGUUGCAUUGGGAUCCCUUCGUAUGAAAUAAAUAAUUUUUCUUAUUGCCUA